AUGGGUCGUAAAGCUAAGUUUGAUGAAACUAAAAAAGUCAAAAAAGGGCCUGGCAGAAAAGCCAGGAAACAACCUGAUCCAGUUUUUAAGAAAGGCCUUAUUGAUGAUGAUAAAGAAGAAAAAAAGCUAAGCCACAGACAAAAGCAACGUGCAGCUCGCAGAGUUAAAAAGAAGAAGGAAUUGCUCGAAAAAAAGAAAGCUUUAAAGGAAGCAAAGAAAAAUGUUGCUAAACAACAUGAAAAAGAGGUAGUGAAGGAUCCCGAUGAUUCAGAAGAUGAAAAUGCACAAGGUUUUACAGAUGACAAUAAAGAUUGGUUGAAAUUAAAACAAAAAAACAAAGGCAAAGCAAAUGAAUCUGAUUCUGAAAGUGAUAGUGGGCAAAUAUCAGAUGAAGAAAAUGUGUCUAGUAAUGAAGAAGUAUCUGAUGAUGAAGAACAGUCAGAAGAAGAAAAGCCUAAGAGUAAAACUGAAAAAGAAAGCUAUACGGUUGGUAAGCUGGAUGAUUUAUUUGAAGAUUCUGACAAUGACCAGGAGAAUGACUCUGAAGAUAACACACAAAGUUCCAAUAAAAUGAAUUAUGAUUCUGAUGCAAGUGAAGAGAGUAAAGAAGAUGGAGAAGAUGAUGAAGAUGAUGAUGACAUGCUACCAAUAGAAAAGGCUAAUAUAAAAUUAAAAAAGAAACGGAAGUUAGACAAGAAAUUGGCAGAUGAAGAAUUACAAUUAAAUAUAUCUAAGCAAGAUGUUUUUGCGUUCCCCAGUGAGGAAGAAUUACAGAAUCCAACCAGCUUGCAAGACAUCCAUCAAAGGAUCAAAGAUAUUGUAACAGUGCUGGGUGACUUUAGCCGUUUAAAAGAAGAAGGUAGAUCCAGAUGUGAAUACACUGAGUUGCUUCUCAAAGACUUGUGUAUGUACUACAGCUACAAUGAAUUCUUAAUGGAAGUGUUGAUGCAAAUUUUCCCAGUGCAGGAAUUAGUUGAAUUCCUAGAAGCUAGUGAAGUAGCUCGUCCCUUGACAAUUAGAACAAACAGUUUAAAAACAAGGAGAAGAGAUUUAGCACAAGCUCUAAUCAAUAGAGGUGUUAAUUUAGAUCCAGUAGGGAAAUGGAGUAAAGUGGGUCUUGUAGUAUAUAGCUCAACAGUGCCAAUAGGUGCUACACCUGAAUAUUUAGCUGGUCAUUAUAUUUUACAAGGUGCUUCAAGUUUUCUUCCCGUUAUGGCAUUGGCCCCUCAAGAAAAUGAGCGGAUAUUGGAUAUGUGUGCCGCACCAGGAGGAAAGGCGUCUCAUAUUGCCGCUAUAAUGAAAAAUACUGGUGCAUUAUUUGCCAAUGAUGCAAAUAAAGAAAGAACUAAAGCAAUUGUUGGUAACUUCCAUAGACUGGGGGUUGUAAAUGCUAUUAUCUGUAACUAUGACGGCCGACAGUUCCCAGAUGUGAUUAAAGGUUUUGAUAGAGUAUUGUUAGAUGCUCCCUGCACUGGUACUGGUGUCAUAGCAAAGGAUCCUAGCGUGAAAACAACAAAAGAACAGAAGGACAUUCAAAGGUGCUUCAAUUUGCAAAGACAGUUGUUGUUAUCUGCAAUAGAUUGCUGUAAUGCUAAAUCAAGUACUGGUGGUUAUAUUGUUUAUUCGACAUGUUCUAUUUUGCCUGAAGAAAACGAAUGGGUUGUCAACUAUGCACUGAAAAGAAGAAAUGUCAAAUUGGUACCAACUGGUUUGGACUUUGGAACUGAAGGCUUCGUGAAGUAUAGGCAUCAUAGAUUCCAUCCAUCUUUGAAAUUGACUAGAAGGUUCUACCCACACACACAUAACAUGGAUGGCUUCUUUGUAGCGAAAUUAAAGAAAUUCUCAAAUGUAAUUCCGGAGCCAUUCAAAGAUGACGAUGAAGAAGAAAUCAAAGAAGAAGAAGAAGAAGAAGAAACGAAACAAAAUGGUGACGCGACUUCUGAAGAAGAGGGAACAACACCGAAAGGACCAGUGAAAAGACAAGCAGAAAAUAGUGAAACAGUUAAAGAACCACAAAACAAGAAGAGUAAACCUUCUGCGCCUGUGAACAAAGCAGAAACAAAAGCGAACACAGAACCUAAAUCAGCUCCAUCAGAUGUUCCAAACAAAAACAAAAAACAAAAGAAAAAAAAUAAAGCCAAACCAGAUUCACAAAAUUCACAAAAUGAAAGCAAUGAUAAAGUAAAAGAAAACAAACAACCAAAUGAAUUGAAAGUUGAUCAAAAAGAAUUAAAACAAAAGCAAGUAAAACAGCCAGCGACUGAGAACAUUCAAAAAGGAAAACCUAAUGCAGUACAAAAAGGAAAAGAUAAUAAAAAUCUAAAUAAAGGGCCAGCUAACCAAUCAAAAGAUAACAAAGCUAAUGUACAAUUGAAAGUAAAUGAAGUGAAUAAAGCAAAUGAUAGCAACACAACAAGUAGUCCUAAGAAGAACAAAAAGAAAAAUAAAAAGAAUAAACAAGUAACAGAAGCUCCUAAGCCAGAUAACACAAGCCAGCUUGUGAAAAAGAACGAAACUAAGAUAACAGAGGAAGUGGUACUGGCAGCAUCCAAGAAGCUUAAAAAAAAUAAGAAGAAGAAGCAAAUUGGACAAUUAAACAAUAAAAAUGUUAGUGCAGAUAAAUCAAAAGAUGCUUCGAAAUUUAAAAAUAAAAAGAAAACAAAA
Molecule: messenger RNA, 2664 nt
Organism: Brenthis ino (lesser marbled fritillary)
Lineage: Eukaryota; Metazoa; Arthropoda; Insecta; Lepidoptera; Nymphalidae
Source: the annotation of a GenBank genome assembly